GCUGGCGGAACGAAUCAAAAUCCCAAAAAGGAUGUUUAUAUUUUUUGCGUAUGCGAACCGCCGUCUAUGAUGUGUUACAGUUUUAAUUGAAUAGAAACUCCAUCGUAUCGAAAUCGGAAGCGCCAGAAAAAAUAUAUCAAACACCUUGCUAAGCAGCUUUAAUGGCCGGAUCGAAGCAGGUCUCAGAUGAGAAUGUGAAAGCACCAAACAUUUUUGAAAGAGCCAAGGAGGAGAUCCAGGCGGUAAUGCACAGCGAAAUAUUGCAUCGCCAUCGGGAGGAAACUCACGGCAGGAGUAAUCACAUUGAUGAAAAUACCCCAAUAGAUGAUGUCAAAGCUCCUAAUGUGUUUCAGCGAGCGAAGGAGGAGAUUGAGGCUCUCAUUCAAACUAUUCAUCCUGAAAAUGAAAGCAAAAGGGAUCAGUCGAUGGAGGUUGAAUCAGAGAAAAGUGUUAAGCCGACCAAUUUAAUUGAAAAAGCCAAGGAAGAGAUUCAAGCAUUUAUCCACCAUGAAAAUUUGCCUCGCAUUCAUCACAAAGAAACUCAUGGAAGGAGAGAUGAUAUCGAUGAGACUACUCCAAUUGAUGAAAUCAAAGGGCCAAGUAUUUUGCAAAGAGCUAAGGAAGAACUCGAAGCCCUUGUUGAAACCAUCCACCCAAAGAAGGAAUCCAGCGAUUAUGUGCCUUCAAAGGUGAAGGAAGAAGGUGGCUUUGGAGCUUCUAUUGGGAGAGGACUCGAAAAGGUAUGUUCACCAGAUAAGGCAUGUGGGAUUGGAGCUUCCAUUGGAAAAGGGCUUGAAAAAGUUUGCUCUCCUCGGGGUAGUACUAAGAAAGACUAAAUUGUUGUAUAGCAAAUGACUGUUCUUGCCUGGCUUUUGAGGUUUUAUUAUUGAAUGUUGAUGAACCUCUGUUACUGUG
Molecule: messenger RNA, 915 nt
Organism: Manihot esculenta (cassava)
Lineage: Eukaryota; Viridiplantae; Streptophyta; Magnoliopsida; Malpighiales; Euphorbiaceae
Exons: 3
Coding region: 162-836 (224 amino acids)
Source: RefSeq, a predicted model, not a curated record